AUGGUCCGAAAUGCAUAUGUAAGUGUUGAGCAAAUUACUGGAAUAUUCGACAGGCUCGGUCGCUGGCCUUGGUUGCAGGCCUCGGUCGCAGGACUCGGUCGCAGGCCUCGGUUGCAAGCCUCGGUCGCAGACCUCGGUCGCUGGCCUUGGUUGCAGGCCUCGGUUGAGGACUCGGUCUCAGGCCUCAGUUGCAGGCCUUGGUCGCAGACCUCGGUCGCAGGCCUUGGUCGCAGACCUCGGUCGCAGGCCUCGGUUGCUGGCCUCGGUUGCUGGCCUCGGUUGCAGGCCUCAGUUGCAGGCCUCGGUCUCAGGCCUCAGUUGCAAGCCUUGGUCGCAGACCUCAGUCGCAGGCCUCGGUUGCUGGCCUCGGUUGCAGGCCUCGGUCUCAAGCCUCAGUUGCAGGCCUCGGUCUCAGGCCUCAGUUGCAAGCCUUGGUCGCAGACCUCGGUCGCAGGCCUCGGUCUCAGGCCUCAGUUGCAAGCCUUGGUCGCAGACCUCGGUCGCAGGCCUCGGUUGCUGGCUUCGGUUGCAGGCCUCGGUCUCAGGCCUCAGUUGCAAGCCUUGGUCGCUUCAGAUAUCCCCCCACCCCUUCUCCAUUUCGUGGAACCUGUCUUGAUUCCAUCUCUCAAGUUCUUUCUCUCUCACUCUUUCUCUCUCUCUCUCUCUCUCUCUCUCUCUCUCUCUCUUUCUAGCGUUCUUUAUUUUCAGGAGAUAGACGAUGAUCCCUCUCAGCUUCCUUUAUGUUGUUGCUUCCAACAAUGCUCCUUUACAACACCUGUUUUCAUCCCUCUGUUCCUCCGAUCAAACUUGUUAAGUAGGUUUUGGUUUGAACUCCAAUUCUCCUGUUUCCGAUGGACGCUAUGA
Messenger RNA from Acanthosepion pharaonis, 864 nucleotides. The record is from the annotation of a GenBank genome assembly. NCBI's taxonomy places the organism in Eukaryota, Metazoa, Mollusca, Cephalopoda, Sepiida, Sepiidae.